Messenger RNA from Paramecium tetraurelia, 1455 nucleotides. RefSeq lists its product as uncharacterized. NCBI's taxonomy places the organism in Eukaryota, Ciliophora, Oligohymenophorea, Peniculida, Parameciidae. The transcript has 3 exons. The record is from RefSeq and is a predicted model, not a curated record.
AUGCCAUUAUUUAUUGACCAUCUAGUUGACAUCGGGAUCAUUGUUAAUAAGUAUUCGAUCUCAAACAAUAACAUCUUGUUUUCCCUGUCUGAUUAUUUGAAGAAUCUAUCUGCCUCAGAUUCCUUUGAUAUGGCAUUAAGAUUAUAUGAUAGUUGGAAAAUGCAACAAACCAAAAAGAAGAAUCCAGCAAAUCUAUUAACCAUCCUAACCAAAAUAGCACUUCGAAAACCAUUCAAAACCCUUAAAGCAUAUUAAAAAAGCAAAAAGAUGUAAUUUAGCCCAAAUAAAAUUCGAAAUUCUUAAAAAUCUACUAUUAGUGAAUAAUAAUCCUAUCAAUCACCAAUCAAUAAAAAGGCCUUAAGUUAAAUGGGUCUAAAUGAUACUUGUGAGAGACUCUACAUGGAUGGAAUAAUUUAGAAAGUGAAAAAAGGCUAAUUUGAAUAAGAAAAAUAACAACUAGAAUUAAAGGAAUGCACAUUCAAACCGUAAGUCAAUGUUGAAGCAAUCAGAAAGAAUGAAAUUGAAGUUUUCGAUCGACUCUAUAAAACAUAACUAAUUAGUAAAAAUGACUUCUCUGAAAUUAAAUAAAAAUAAGAAAUUAGUUAAUGCACUUUUACGCCAUCAAUUAAUAAACAAGAAUCCAUUUCUAAUUUCUAAACUGCAGAUAAUAAAUAACAACACAUUUUUGAUAGAUUGUUUUAAGAAUCCAUUUCAAGAAGUAAUCUAAAACAAAGUUAUGCUCCUGUUCGAGAAUAAAAGGAAUUAUAGGAGUGCACAUUUAAACCCUAGAUUUCAAAUCGACAAUUAAAUAGAAGUGGCGAUGACAGUAUUAAUAUUCCAAAUUAUCCUCUAGUCUUUAAGAGAUUGCAUAAUGAAUCUGCAGAAAAAUAAUAAGUGCAAGCAUUUUAACGUCUGGACAAAGAAACCAAGGAGUUGGAACAAUGUACUUUCAAACCUAAAAUCAAUACUACUUUAAACUUUUCACCAAAUCAAUAACCUGCUUUUGAUAGAUUAUAUAUGUUAUCUACUAAAUCAAAGAAGAACCUUUUCGAUGAUAGCCAACAAAAGUAAACCAUUAAUAAAACUAAAGAUCAAUCAUCAAUUUAAAAUAAUGAAUCACUUUAUGAAAGAAUGAAAAGUCAUGUGGAUAAAAAGAAGAGACACAUUUAUCACAUUAAAUAGGAAGUAGAUAAGGAUCUAACAUUUAAACCCAGCAUCAAUAUGAGAUCUUAAAAUAAUAUUUAAAGCAAAUAGACUAAUAAGCACUAAUCAAUAGUUUCUGUGAAGUCAGAACCAAAAUUGAAGGCUACAGCCAAUACAUUGUCUACUUAUGUUUACAACACUAGAAAGUCACAAUAAGAUAAAGAAAAUAGCAAUUUAUCAAUGUAUUGUGAGACUGCCUAUUUUCAAGAGGAUCUAAAAUUAAAGUCCAAUAUUUUAGAUUUAAAAUUAUGA